AUGGGUGCAUUCCUCUCGGUCCCGUUAUUGUCUUUCAUCCUGCUCCCGACCAUGUCCUCCUACGCCACCACCCUCAAUAUCCUCUUCUUCUACAUGACAUGGAGUACCCUUGUUUGGUCGCAUCCACCACUUCGAGUCGAAAUCUUAAGCACGGGUGCAUUUCGAAUGUUCUUCUUCGUGCUACCCUCAAUACUCUUCUUCCUGUUUGACGUGCUGACUCCUUCUGCCGCUGUCAUCGUCAAAGCGCAUGGCGAAGCUGGGCUUCCUGGAGGUCGCAAGCGCUUCAAGCUCCGAUUGAAGGAAUUCAAAAUUGCAGGAUGGUCGAUUUUCAACGUAUGCUUGGCUUUGGUCAUGCAGGCCGCCGUGGAGUGGUUCUUGACCCGCUUCCUGCGCGUGCGCAGCGCGAUUCGGGUAUCAACUCGGAUCCCUUCCCCGUGGACAAUUAUGCAGGAUAUAUUUCUCGGUCUUCUUUUCCGAGAGGCUCUCACUUAUCUUGUGCAUCGCUAUGCACUUCAUCACCCGAGGUCACCCCUCACCAAGCUGCACUGGGCAUGGUACCAUGAGCUGAGCCUACCUUUCCCACUUACGGCCCAGUACGAUCAUCCCCUGGUCUACUUGGUGCACAAAUUUCUACCCAUUUAUCUUCCUGCCAUGUUCUUCCGAUUUCACAUGCUCACGUAUCUCGCGUUCAUCGCGGCCAUUUCCGUCGAGGAGACCUUCUCGUACUCUGGAUACACGUUCAUGCCUACCAACUUCUUUCUCGGUGGGAUUGCUCGUCGCAAGGAGAUCCAUUUACUCGAGGCCGGAGAAGGAAACUUUGGUCCGUGGGGGAUCCUCGAUUGGAUCUGGGGGACGACCAUCGGCGAGACUGAUAUCGAGGAAGAUGUUCAAAAUGAGAUCCGAGAUGCACAGCUGGGACUCAGAGUCCGAGAGGCAAUGGAGGCUAACAAUCGCAAGGUUCAUGUGGAUACUUUACGCCGCAAUGGCACCGGUCGGAGGAGAUAG
Penicillium oxalicum is the source of this 1005-nucleotide messenger RNA. RefSeq names its product sterol desaturase family protein. Gene Ontology annotation, molecular function: iron ion binding; C-4 methylsterol oxidase activity. Lineage: Eukaryota; Fungi; Ascomycota; Eurotiomycetes; Eurotiales; Aspergillaceae. The record is from RefSeq and is a predicted model, not a curated record. The coding region runs from base 1 to 1005 and encodes 334 amino acids. Gene Ontology annotation, biological process: ergosterol biosynthetic process. The transcript has 2 exons.